AAGAAAUUUGACGUUUACUAAUAACCUAAAUAUAUAAGUCGAAAAAUGUUUGUGAAACGAAAGGGCGAGUCGACGGAAAGCGACGCGAAGCGAUUGAAACGGGAAAAUUGUCCGCAUUCCACGAGAUGUUACAGGAAAAAUCCUCACCAUUUUAGGCAGUUCGAGCAUCCGCAUUUGCUGGAACUGAUCGCAAUGGGCGAUAAGAUCGAAAUCCCGAGCGAUUUUCCCCAAUCUAAAGAUGUUUAUUUAGAGCAGAUCGGUAUCCUGAAACCGCUGGUUCGAGAUCGAUCGCAGAAACUUACUCCACCAUCGGAUAAGAAGAAACCGGACAUUCCACAAGCUCCAGCUAAACCGAGCUGUUCCACCCACGAAAGCUCAAUAGAUUUAACCGUCGACAACGCAGUAAAAGUCCAAUCGGAAACCACGAUGGAGAAAAUGAACCGAACGGCUCCUUACAACGUAUUCUUCACGACCGUCAACAAAUCACCCGAAACCCAACUACAAUCCAACAGCAUCACCUUCACGGACCUACUCUGUCCCAGUUUAGGCGCCCUCAAAUGUUCAUUACAAAUCAACUUCAUGAUCGACAUCGAUUGGCUGCUCAAACAGUACAAGGCCAGAAACUUGCACUCGAAACCGCUCACGAUCCUCUACGGAGACGACUGGCCCGACAUGGAGAAGUUCAUUCGCACGUUCUGCCCGAACGUCACCAGUAAAUUGGUGAAAAUGAAAGACCCCUUCGGCUGUCACCACUCCAAAAUCGGGCUGUAUAUCUACGAGGACGAGUCGAUCCGAGUGGUCGUAUCCACUGCGAAUUUGUACUACGAGGACUGGAAUCACUACAAUCAAGGAUUGUGGAUCAGUCCCGCUUGUAAACGAUUAUCGAACGAUUGUAAAGAGACAGACGGUGAAUCUCCUACCAAAUUCAAAUCGAAUCUAUUGAACUACUUGAGAUCGUACAAAGAACCGAUACUCGACAGCUUCAUCGAGCAAGUAAAGAAAGCCGAUUUCAGCGAUGUAAAAGUGUUUCUAGUGUAUUCGAGUCCCGGAAAACACUACCCGGAGUCCAACGGAUGUCAUUUGCACUGCGUCAGCGAUUUGUUGUCUCGUCAUUGCGAGCUACCGGCCAAGACUUCGCCCCGAAGCGAAGGGCCUCUAUCCUGGGGGAUACUAGCCCAAGCUUCGAGCGUCGGCUCGAUGGGUAAGAAGCCGGCCGAUUGGUUGCGAGGAUCUUUACUGAGGUGCCUGGCCAGCCACAAAGGGGGCCCCAGACCGGCGAAUUCGAGCGCUAGCAUUAGCAUAGUGUACCCGAGCGUGGAUGACGUGAUGAAGGGUUAUUACGGGGCCGAAAGUGGCGGUUGUUUGCCCUAUUCGAAGGCCACCAACGAGAAGCAAAGGUGGCUGCAGGAGUUGGGGUAUUUGUAUAAAUGGAAGGCGAGCGCGUUCGGAAGGACUCGGGCUAUGCCCCACGUUAAAACGUACUGUCGGGUGUCGCCUUGUUUGGGUAAAUUGGCCUAUUUUUUGAUUACCAGCGCUAAUUUGUCGAAGGCGGCUUGGGGGGGCCCUUUUGCGAGGGAUUCGGGUGUUUAUGUUCGGUCGUACGAAGUAGGCGUGCUGUUUGUGCCGAGGUUUUUCGACGAGGAAUAUUUCGAGAUUUCUGAUGGUGAUGAUAGGAAGAAUAAGGCUUUGUUUCCGUUUAUGUACGAUUUGCCGCUUACGCCGUAUAAAAAGGACGAUUAUCCGUGGUGUAAUUAGUGCUGUUACGUUUUGGUUUUUGUAUUGUUUUGAAUAUAUUUUUUUCUACUUUUUAAUUGGUUUGUUAAUUUUGACAGUAUUGAUAGAUCUACGAAGAAUUAUUCCGAGAUUUCUGAUGGUGAUAAUAGGAAGAAUAACGUUUUGUUUCCGUUUAUGUACGAUAUCAGUUAUGUAAUUACUUCUAUUACGUUUGUUUUUGUAUUGUUUUGAAUAUAUUUUAUUCACUAUUUGCGUAUAAAACUCAAUGUGUGGCAACAGUGGAAGUAACAAACUUUGACAGUAUUGACACUAUUGACAGAUCUAGUACCAACUUUUACUCUUUAUUGUUUGUUUUAUGAUAUGAAGUACUUUUGCGUACUUUGUACAAGUUUUGUACUUUUAUCUCGUAAAAAUACGCGAUUAUCUGAUUAUGACUAAGAUCAUUAAUUUUGUGAUUACCAGACGACUUUUACUGAUAAUGUAUCUCCAUUGUAUAUAAAUAAAGAGAUGAAGUAGUUUAAAAAGUGUUGGUUAACAUGCGUAUGUGUUUGUGGGUACUUCACAGGCGGCCAUUGUGUUAAAAUAUUGUAUGAAAUAUUAGUAGAAAUAGUGCAAUAUUUCUACAAAUGCGUUUAAUUUUGUCGAAAGAAUUAAGUUUUAAAGCAAAUUUAAUUGAAAUCAUUGAUGGGUCCAACGCAAUCAAUUCAUUAUUAUACUGUAUAAAAUAUUAGUAGAAAUAGUACAAUAUUUCUACAAGUAAGGUGCUUUUAAUUUUGUCCGAAGAAUUAAUGUUUAAAACAAAUUGAAAUCAUUGAUAGGUCAAACGCAAUCAAUUCCUGAUUCAACUGAUGAUUCAAAACAGGUACACUUUUCAAAUUUGAAUAAUAAUAUAAAAGGAGAAAUGGAAGUACAGAAAUUAGAAGUUUCCACCCAAUCUGUUAAUGGUGUUAAUUCAAAAAUGACAAAUAAUACUGAUAAUGAUGCAAAAUCUAUCAAAAAGAAGCCUUGUCCCUAUUCCAAGUGGUGUUACAUCAAAACAAAAAUUCACUUUGAGUUGUUCGAACAUGCCCAUUUGUUAGAUCUAUUAGAAAUGGACGAUCCAGCGAAAGUACUAAAAGAUUUUCCAAGGCCCAAAAUCGUAUAUUUAGACCAAAUUAAUAUAAUGAAAUCAUUAAGAUCUUCAACACCAUCACUUAAAGCUUCAGAUUCGAAAGAACCAAUCAAUUUUACAACUGCCAAAAAUACAAAUAAUAAUGUAAAUGGAAAUACUAAUAUUGAAACAAAACGGAAAAAUGUACCUUCUUCGAGUGGUAUUAAAGGAAGUACAAAAAAGAAACCCUGCGAUUUUUCAACGAGAUGUCUUCUCACUAAAAUUCAGCAUUUUCAAGAGUUCGAACAUUCUCAUUUGUUGCCACUUCUUCAACAGCAAGAUCCAAUAAAAAUUCCAAGUCAUUUUCCAAGGGCCAAAGAAGUGUAUUUAAAGCAAAUAGAAAUCAUGAAAUCUUUCAUGGUUCCAAAACAAUCAAUUCCUGAUUCUACUGUUGAUUCAAAACUGGUACUAGUACCCUCUUCAACUUUGAAUAAUAAUAUAAAAGAAGAAAUGGAAGUACAAAAAUUGGAAGUUUCCACCCAAUCGGUUAAUGGUGUUAAUUCAAAAAUUGCAAAUUUUACUAUUAAUGAUGCGCAACAUAUCACAAAGAAACAUUGUCCCUUUUUCAAUAGCUGUUGGGUAAGAAGAAGAGAUCAUUUUGAGAUGUUCCAACACUACCAUUUGUUACCACUAUUAAAAAUGGACGAUCCACAAAUACCAAAACAUUUUCCAAAGUCUAACAAAGUAUAUUUAGAUCAAAUAGAAAUUAUGAAAUCGUUGAUGGCUCCAACACAAUCAAUUCAAGAUUUGGAUUCGAAGCAACCAAUCAAUUUUACUACUACUACUAAUAAUAUUGAAAAUGGAAAGACUUUUGAUAAUGCUAUGAGGGAACAAAUAGAAAUAGAGAAAUCGAUAUUAUUGGUUCAGCCACAAUCAAUUUCUGAAGCAAAUUUUAAUUCUAACGAGGCAAAUUCUUCAUCUUUUGAAAGUAAUAAUGGAGAACAUGAGACCACUUCUGAUGAUGAUGUAAAAUUAGGAAUAGAUGUACAGAAAUCAGUAGUUGCAACCAAAACAGUUAUCGCUGAUGAUGUUAAUUCAAAACGGAAAAAUAUAUCUACUUCAAGUAAUAUUAAAGGAAGUAUAAAAAAGAAACCUUGCUAUUAUUCAAUAAAUUGUCUUAAUACGAACGUUCAGCAUAUUCAAGAAUUCGAACAUUCUCAUUUGUUGCCAUUUCUUCAAAUGCAAGAUCCAAUAGAAAUUCCAAGUAAUUUUCCAAGGGCCAAAAAAGUGUAUUUAAAGCAAAUAGAAAUCAUGAAAUCAUUGAUGGCACCAACCCAAUCAACAGAUCAAAUAUUGUUCCAAUUAGGUCAACUCUAUCCCCAUCACAAGACGUUUUUCACUCCAGAAGAAAACGACGAUCACUUCACCAGACACGAAACAAUCAUCAAAAUCGACGAUGAAAUGUUCCACGGAUCCGGACCGAGUAAAAAAUCCGCAAAAAAAUCGGCCGCCAUUAAAGCUCUAUGCAAGCUCGCCGAUUACGAAGCUCGCUUCAUUCGCAACACUUACCAAUCCUCAACCGAAAUCAACCAAAAACUCGCCGAUGCAAUCGGAGGAUUAAUCCAGAACAAAUUCGCCUCUCUAAUGAACAACGAUCCCGCCCACGCUAAGAGAAAAGUACUAUCCGGAAUAGUAAUGACGAUCAACGAAGACCUGGACAAUGAAAACUCCCGAGUAAUAUGCAUAACGACCGGCACGAAAUGCAUCUCUGGCAAACACAUCGACCUAUCCGGUGGUUCCCUCAACGACAUGCACGCCGAGAUACUAUCCAGAAGAUGUUUGUUGUACUAUCUCUACGAUCAAUUGGAUCUCUUCGACUCCGCCGAGCCUCACCGAUCGAUCUUCCAGAAGAAAGUAGAUGGUGAAGGAUUUAAAUUGAAGGAUGGAGUGGAUUUCCAUUUGUUCAUCAGCACAGCCCCCUGCGGAUUGGCUAGGACCUACAAUUUCGGAAACACUGCCUCCAACGAUUCGAUAAAAUUAAACGAGAAAUUGAGGAUGAAACUGGAAGGAGGCGAAGGGAGCAUACCGGUAGAAAACGAUACUAAAAUUCAAACAAUGGACGGUAUUAUUCUUGGAGAAAGAUUGUUAACGAUGUCUUGUUCGGAUAAAAUCUGCAAAUGGAACGUGUUGGGCGUACAAGGAGCUCUCCUGUCGCGAUUCAUCGAACCGAUUUAUCUGAAAUCCAUUAUAGUGGGUAGUUUGUUCAACGAAAACCAUUUGUACAGGGCCGUAUCGGGGAGGAUCGAGUCGAUUUUGGGGGAUUUACCUUCGGGUUUUCUGUUGAAUAAGCCGAGUUUGUUGACUCUUACUUGGCCUGAAGACAGGGUGAUCGAGACGUCGCCGGCGUUUUCUGUAUUGUGGGUAGAAGGUUUGGGAAAACCUGAAAUUGUGAUUUGUAAAACGGGGAGACUCGAAGACGAGGGUGUUUCGAUUGUGUCUAAGAAAUGUUUGUCGAGCAGGUUUAGUAAGUUGUUUGGGAAAUUUUCUGGUUUAGGCGCGCCUCGUACUUUGUGGGACGCCAAAAAUCUGGAUAAUGAUUAUAAUGAGGCUAAAAAGUGUUUGUAUGAUUCGUUCGUUAAAGGCCAAUUAGGUCGUUGGGUUUCUAAACCUCACGAACAAGAUAGGUUCUUUUUGUGAUGAUUUUUGAAAUACUUACUGUGACUAAAAUAAGCAAAUGACAUUUUUAAAUUUAAUUAUUGUAUAUUUUAUUACAUUUUAUUAGUAUCUUGUUUUAUGAUGGCCAAAAGUAUACCGAUUUUUUACUGAAUUUGUAUUAAUGUUUGUUAGAAGAGUAUAAAUGAAU
This is a messenger RNA of Phyllotreta striolata, 5687 nucleotides long. The record is from the annotation of a GenBank genome assembly. Lineage: Eukaryota; Metazoa; Arthropoda; Insecta; Coleoptera; Chrysomelidae.